GCUCCACGUCCCCGGCCCGCGGCUAUUUAAGCCGGGGCAGCUGGGCGCUGCGGAGGCUCCGGGCGGGAGGGAGGCGAUGCCCGCCGCCGCCGCCGCCGGAUGCUAGCCCGGGACUGAGUGGCCGCCGCCGCCCCGCCCUGGGGGACCGUGGCCGUGACCGUGGGGACUCGCAGGUGUGGGUCAUCGGUUAUGUCCAUUUGAGACGUGUCCAUCGGGAAUCACCUGUCCUCACUGAGUGUCUGCCGGGGCCGGGACCCUGCCUGCCUGACCAUGUCUAACGAAGUAGAAACGAGUGCAGCUAACGGUCAGCCUGACCAACAGGCUGCGCCAAAGGCACCGUCCAAGAAGGAGAAGAAGAAAGGUUCUGAGAAGACAGAUGAGUAUCUCUUGGCCAGGUUCAAAGGUGAUGGCGUAAAAUACAAGGCCAAGCUAAUUGGCAUUGAUGACGUGCCCGAUGCACGAGGAGACAAAAUGAGCCAAGACUCUAUGAUGAAACUCAAGGGAAUGGCAGCCGCUGGUCGGUCUCAGGGACAACACAAGCAAAGGAUCUGGGUCAAUAUUUCCCUGUCUGGCAUAAAAAUCAUCGACGAGAAAACUGGGGUCAUAGAGCACGAACAUCCCGUAAACAGGGUUUCUUUCAUUGCCCGCGACGUGACAGACAACAGAGCAUUUGGUUACGUGUGUGGAGGGGAAGGCCAGCAUCAGUUUUUCGCAAUCAAAACAGGGCAGCAGGCUGAGCCAUUAGUUGUUGAUCUUAAAGACCUUUUCCAAGUUAUCUAUAAUGUAAAGAAAAAGGAAGAAGAGAAGAAAAAGGCUGAAGAAACCAGCAAAACAGUAGAGAAUGGAAAUGAGGCCCUGAUGACUCUUGAUGACCAGACUAACAAACUGAAGUUGGGUGUUGACCAGAUGGAUUUAUUUGGGGACAUGUCUACACCUCCUGACCUAAAUAGUCCAACAGAAAGCAAAGAUAUCCUGCUAGUGGACCUAAACUCUGAAAUCGACACCAAUCAGAAUUCUUUAAGAGAAAAUCCAUUCUUAACAAAUGGCGUCACCUCCUGCUCUCUCCCGCGACCAAAACCUCAGGCACCUUUCUUGCCUGAAAAUGCCUUUUCUGCCAAUCUCAACUUCUUUCCCACCCCUAAUCCUGACCCUUUUCACGAUGAUCCUUUCGCACAACCAGAUCAGUCGACACCUCCUUCGUUUGAUUCUCUCAAAUCUCCAGAGCAGAAGAAAGACAAUUUGAGUAGCAAUGGGCCCCUGAAUGGUGACGUUGAUUAUUUUGGUCAACAGUUUGACCAGAUUUCUAACCGGACUGGCAAACAGGAAGCUCAGUCAGGCCCGUGGCCCUACCCAAGUACGCAAACCCAGCAAGCAGUGAGAACUCAGAAUGGGGUAUCUGAAAGAGAACAGAACGGCUUCCAUGUCAAAUCUUCCCCGAACCCUUUUGUGGGAAGCCCGCCCAGAGGACUGUCUGCACAGAAUGGCUUAAAGGAGGAUGGGGACAGCUCUGUCCAGUCCUCCCCACAUGACUCCAUAGCCAUUAUCCCACCUCCACAAAGCACUAAACCAGGAAGAGGCAGAAGGAGUGCUAAGUCUCCAGCAAAUGACUUGCUUGCGUCAGACAUCUUUGCACCUCCCAUCUCAGAACCUCCAGGCCAGACAUCACCCACAGGACCCUCUGCAGCCCCACAGAGCAACCCUCUGGAUCUCUUCAAAACAAGUGCUCCUGCCCACAUGGGGCCCCUCACAGGUCUAGGAGGUGUGUCAGCCGCCCACCCUCCGGCAGGACCUUGGAGCACACCCGUCGUCUUCAACCAGACCACGUCCAUGGUCCCAGGAGUCAUGAUAGGUCAACCUCCAGGUUUCGGCCAGCCAGUCGUUUUUGCUACAAGCCCAGCUGUUCAAGGUUGGAACCAGCCUUCGUCUUUUGCCACGGCCUCAGCUUCCCCCCCAGCCCCUGCCAUGUGGGGUGCUUCUCCAUCUAUGACACCCAGUGCCUGGUCAUCCACAAGCUCUCUGGGGAACCCGUUUCAGAGCAACAUUUUCCCACCUCCUGCCGUGCCUGCCCAGCCCUCUCCCGUCAUGUCCUCUCUCCUGGCCUCGCCUCCGCAGCCACCUCCCAGAAAUGGCCCACCGAAGGACAUCCCCACCGAUGCUUUCACGGCCUUAGACCCACUUGCCGAUAAAGAAGCCAAGGAAGUGAGGGAGAUGUUUAAGGACUUCCAACUGCGGCAGCCGCCUGUUUUGCCCUCAAGGAAAGGAGAUCCCCUUCCUACCGGGACUUCAAGUGCCUUUUCCAGUUAUUUCAACAGUAAAGUCGGCAUUCCUCAGGAGAACGCAGACCAUGAUGACUUCGAUGCCAAUCAACUGUUGAGCAAGAUCAAUGAACCACCAAAGCCAGCUCCCCGACAAGGUGCCCUGCCAGUUACCAAACCUGCUGACAAUGCAUUCGAGAACCCUUUCUCCAAAGGACCCUUCAGUUCACCACAACCCCCUAUGGCUUCUCCUCAACCUGUGUCUUCUGAUGUGUACAGGGAUCAUUCUGGAAACCCUUUUGCCUAGCUGCUGAACUUGCAAUGCCGGUCUUCCAGAGGAACAAGGAGAUUGGCCUUAGCAGUCCAGGACAAAGCUAUUAGCCAGACACGUCCUGACUCCUGUCUUUGAUCCAGCUUUGACAUAUUACAUGUUGCUUUAUUCCUUGUUGGCUCUUCUACUUGUCAAAUGCCUUUUCCUUUCUGUCUAGGCUAAAGCUAAACUGAAUAUGUUGCCUUAUGGAAAUUAAGAUCCUAAACUCUAGCUAAAAUGUAAUGAAGUACCUUUCCUACCAAAUCCUCACCGGGAGUGUCUCUGGAAUGAUCCAAAUGAGAGGUGCAGCUACCACGUCCCCCCAUACUCUACUGCUUUGUGCAAAUGUUCAAGUACUUACAGCCUAAAAUCAUAGGUAGGGGUACGUGGUACAGAGCAUAAUAACAUGCAAGGGGUUCAGUUCAGCAAGGUACUUUUUUUUAAUAGAUAGCUUACUUCAGACCAAUAUUCAGAAAGAAAUUUUCAAAUGAAUGAAAGAAAAAUUGACUUCUCCUUAGACACUUUGGAACCUAACCCACCUGUGAUGUCAGCUUCUCUCUCCACUGAUGGGAUCUUUGAUCAACUCGCCCUCAACAGAUGCUUUCCAUUGUCCUGGAAAGAGAAAGUUUUGACUCAUGGGUUGCCUUUCAAAGCUCAUAGGAUAAGAAAUUAUCACUUUGGGACCUCAGACUUUUUUUUUGUUUUUCAUUCCAAGCAUUUUGAAGCUGUUCGAUUCUGGUGACCUUAUAUGGCCUGAAGUUUUCUAGAUUGUUCUGAUUGCAUCUCAUGUAAUUGUUUUCUCAGUAAAGAUGAUUAUUAUGUAUAUAAUUUCAAGAUGUAAUUUCUCCUCUCUAUGAAGAUUUCUACUAAGGCCAAGACUGCCUCCCCCAACCUUCCUUUAAUCACCUGCUAGCUAUUGCAAAUGAGAGAAAAGCAUUAUUCAUCUGUCUUCAUCUUUCCCUCUGCAUUUUAUUUCCAGUCCAUUUUGCUCCUGGGUUCAUAUGGCAUUCCCUCCCUGUUACAAGGAACAGACUUUUCAUUGGGCCAAAAAAGCAUUGAGUGGCUCACAGAUCUGGAGUCUCUCUUCCUUCUCAGUCAUUGCUAGUCCAGUAACUAUGCUGGAAGAACCUUCAUCUUCUCGUAGGACUGGGGACCCUCCUCUUCAGUUCCAGGAGAGCAAUCAACAUGGAGAAGAAUCUAGACUCACUUCAGCAGUGAAGGACUUCUUCUGAAGAGGAAUACAUCAUAAAGGGCAGAGUGUGUCUGUGCCAAACACACCAGGCCUCACUGGAAGUCACAGUAGGCCUUUUUCAAAGUAACUGGAAAACUUUCUUGAAGCGACGGUCAGAGAGCCAGAUAAAUGGGAGAAGAAAAGGUGCCAGACAAGUACUUGAGGUUAUUAUUGAAAAUCUAAUUGCUGCAGUGUUUUCCUGGUAACCUUGGAGAAAGUUCCCCAGCUCAUUUUCAGUUCUAUUGUUAGCACAGUUCUGAAGGCUUUGUUCCUGCCAAAAUGAGUUUUGUUGAGUUUAUGUUUAUUUUUUGUAAAGGUUAUCUCUUGACCCCUUAUGCUCAGGUUCUGGUGGAUGUUAAUCAACCAUAUAUAAGCUUACCUUUAAGUGGAAGAAGAAAAUGACUGCUCAGGAUUUAAACAAGAAGGUGGCCUUGUGAGCCUCUAUUGAUUUAGCCCCAAGCAGUCCAAGCUAAAAGUCUUGUGGGUUUAUGUUUAAUAAUAGUCGAUUAUCUAUGGCAUAUUUUUCUGUCUGGCUUCUUCCUUCGUCAUGAUAAACACAAACUUGAAACAGUACUUUAAAAGUCCAAACACUUCAAGUGCUAAACUGGAGGCAACUAUUUCUAGAUAGUUGAGUUUUUACAAGUGCUGAUCAGCCACAUAACUGUUGUAUACAUACUUGUUUUCCUGUGCACUUUCUGUAUGCAAAUAAAGCUAUAAAUUUACUCAUUUCAAUAAACUGGAAUGACACAA
This is a messenger RNA of Jaculus jaculus (lesser Egyptian jerboa), 4546 nucleotides long. It is a transcript of the gene Dab2, whose product is annotated as DAB adaptor protein 2. Gene Ontology annotation, cellular component: plasma membrane. The coding region runs from base 271 to 2562 and encodes 763 amino acids. The record is from RefSeq and is a predicted model, not a curated record. Gene Ontology annotation, biological process: positive regulation of endocytosis; receptor-mediated endocytosis; negative regulation of canonical Wnt signaling pathway. Lineage: Eukaryota; Metazoa; Chordata; Mammalia; Rodentia; Dipodidae. The transcript has 15 exons.